GACAUAAGAAAGAAAGAUAGAGAGAGAGAUAUAUACUUUGGUCAUUUCAGGGUUGUCGUUUCUCUUUCUUGUUCUUUGAGAGGAGAGGGUGUUUGAGAGAUAGAAAGAGAAAGAGAGAGAUGGGGAGGGGUAGGGUUCAGCUGAAGAGGAUAGAGAACAAGAUUAAUAGGCAAGUUACUUUCUCCAAGAGAAGGUCUGGUUUGCUCAAGAAAGCUCAUGAGAUCUCUGUUCUCUGCGAUGCUGAGGUUGCUCUCAUCGUCUUCUCUUCCAAAGGCAAACUCUUCGAAUAUUCCACCGACUCUUGCAUGGAAAGGAUACUUGAACGCUAUGAUCGCUAUUUAUACUCAGACAAACAACUUGUUGGCCGAGAAGUUUCGCAGAGUGAAAACUGGGUUCUAGAACAUGCUAAGCUCAAGGCAAGAGUUGAGGUACUUGAGAAGAACAAAAGGAAUUUCAUGGGGGAAGAUCUCGAUUCGUUGAGCUUAAAGGAGCUUCAAAGCUUGGAGCAUCAGCUCGAUGCUGCUAUCAAGAGCAUUAGGUCAAGAAAGAACCAAGCAAUGUUCGAAUCCAUAUCUGCGCUUCAGAAGAAGGAUAAGGCUUUGCAAGAUCAUAACAAUUCGCUUCUCAAAAAGAUUAAGGAGAGGGAGAAGAAAACGGAUCAGCAAGAAGGACAAUUAAACCAAUGCUCCAACUCUUGUUCAGUUCUUCUGCCCCAAUACUGCUUAAGCUCCUCCAGAGAUGACUUUGUGGAGAGAGUUGAGGGAGAGAACGGCAGUGCACCGUCGUUGACAGAACCAAACUCUCUUCUUCCGGCUUGGAUGUUACGCCCUACCACCACGAAUGAGUAGAAUUAUCAUAUCUCUCUAUCUAUAAUUAUACAUGAUACUAUAUAAUUAAUGUUUAAUAUUUUCAUAACAUAUAUCAGCAGUUUUUUGGUGACCUUAAUACUCAUUAUUAAUACUGAUAUAUGUUUUAAUUAGCUAAUCAUGUUUUAUAUGUAUGAUGGAAAUUCCAAUGUCAAGACCUACGUACGUAUUAGCUAUAUGAUCAUUAGAUUCGAUCGACUGCGUUUUCUUAAGAUCACAAAGAUUUAUAUCUUGGUAAAUGAUUUCUCAUGAAUGAUGUAACUCUUUUUCUUUUA
Messenger RNA from Capsella rubella, 1141 nucleotides. RefSeq names its product agamous-like MADS-box protein AGL8. The record is from RefSeq and is a predicted model, not a curated record. Lineage: Eukaryota; Viridiplantae; Streptophyta; Magnoliopsida; Brassicales; Brassicaceae. Gene Ontology annotation, biological process: positive regulation of transcription by RNA polymerase II. The transcript is spliced from 8 exons. The coding region runs from base 120 to 848 and encodes 242 amino acids. Gene Ontology annotation, cellular component: nucleus. Gene Ontology annotation, molecular function: RNA polymerase II cis-regulatory region sequence-specific DNA binding; protein dimerization activity; DNA-binding transcription factor activity, RNA polymerase II-specific.